AUUAUGAGCUUCCCUAUUAGCUUCUCUAGGUUCAAACUUUACAUGAGCUACCUCAAACCUACCAAUCAAGUCGUUAACAUCGUUGAUAGUCACUGAACUUGGACCAUUGUACACUGCCUGCAAAUGAUUCACCGUUACUUUUACAAUCUGUCGCCACCCGAAUCUUCUGAAUAUGUAAGUCCAGCGCAAGAGCUUCUCUAACAUCCAUCCCCCUCUUGUGUUGUUGAUGUUUUGGUCAUGUUUUUCUUUGGGUUAUUUGUUUCUAUGGGUUUAUUGGGCUCUCUAUGUGCUCGGGAUGUAGUCUGUCUUUUCCUUCAGUUGCAGAUGAGAUGGGCAGUUGAUUGGAGCGCGUUUCCUAUGUGGCGCCUCUGGCACCAGUUAUAGCUAUAUGGACAAACUCCAAUGGUUGUCACGGCUCGUCCUGCUCCUUGCCCCCUUGCACCUCGGCUUCGGACCUCCACCCGGUGGUGCUGCUGCCAGGCCACUCCUGCAGCCAGCUCGAGGCCCGCCUCACCGACGCCUACGACCCGCCGUCGCCGCUAUGUGGGGGACGGCCGCUGGUUCCGGCUAUGGAUGAACACCACGGCCCUGCAACACCGCCCCAGCGCGGCCUGCUUCGCCGACCAGCUCCGCCUGGUGUAUGACCCCGCAGCCGGCGACUACCGCAACGUGCCCGGCGUCGAGACUCGAGACCCGCGUCCUCUCUUUCGGCUCCACCGCCGGCUUCGUCUCCGACGACAAAGGGCACUGCAUGAGUAUGCUCGUGGAGGCGUUGGAGCGGACCGGGUACACACUACAGAGACGGCGAGAACCUCUUCGGCGCUCCGUACGACUUCCAGCACGCGGCCGCCGAGCAGGGAGUUCUCCCUGUUCCGCCGGAGCCUCACGGCGCUCGUGGAGCACGCGAGCGGGACGAGCGGGGGCAAGCCGGUCGUCCUCGUGUCGCACAGCCAAGGCGGCCAGUUCGCGCUGGAGUUCCUCAGCCGGAGCCCUCUGGCGUGACGCCGGAGGCUCACUUCUUCAUGGCCUUCACGGGCGCCGGCGGGAUCGUGGUCUCCAUGAAGGGCCUCGCCUCCAGGGAUGGCUGCGACGUGAUGUCGAUGAUCACAAUAUCAAAAUAAAAAAAAUUAAGGAGUAUUGGA
Molecule: messenger RNA, 1142 nt
Organism: Triticum urartu
Lineage: Eukaryota; Viridiplantae; Streptophyta; Magnoliopsida; Poales; Poaceae
Source: RefSeq, a predicted model, not a curated record